Messenger RNA from Acipenser ruthenus (sterlet), 2565 nucleotides. It is a transcript of the gene tm2d1, whose product is annotated as TM2 domain containing 1. The transcript has 7 exons. The record is from RefSeq and is a predicted model, not a curated record. Lineage: Eukaryota; Metazoa; Chordata; Actinopteri; Acipenseriformes; Acipenseridae. Bases 46 to 636 code for a protein of 196 amino acids.
AUCAGAGUGCGUUCGCGAGUCACGUGAGAGGACAAUUGUUCCGACAUGGCUGCUUCCAGGAAACUAAAGCUGUGUUUAUCUCCGUUUUUAUGUUUCUUAUUCUAUCGCAUUUGUUGCACACUGGAUGCAGUUUCGGCAGGAGAGGUUGAAAAAUGCAUCGAGCUUCGACUGGGACAAUAUAAAUGUGACCCUCCUAAAAUAAACCAUACAACGCAAGAACCUGAAGAUUGCAGCAGUGUUACAGCAAAUGUUCCUUGUUUUCCUGCCCCUAACAUUUCAUGCCGAGAUUACAAAGGGACUGAGAUCAACUUCAAUGGAUCACAAAUUGGAUUUUACAAACCUAUUCCAUGUCGAAAUGUAAAUGGUUAUUCAUACAAAGUAGCAGUGGCCUUGUCUCUGUUCCUGGGAUGGCUGGGAGCUGACAGGUUUUAUUUAGGAUAUCCAGCUUUAGGCUUGUUGAAGUUCUGCACGGUCGGGUUUUGUGGGAUAGGAAGCCUGAUUGACUUCAUGCUGAUUUCCAUGCAGGUUGUUGGCCCUUCGGAUGGCUCAAGUUAUAUAGUGGAUUAUUAUGGAGCGAGAUUGACCAGGCUCUGUAUCACUAAUGAAACUUACAGGAAGACCCAGACAUAUCCCUAAAUAAAGAGGUAGAAUAUUUUCUAAUCCCGAAGUUUUAUCAGCAAAUCCUUGAUACGAUAAGAAGGUCUUCACUGUGUCGCACUGAGAAACGAGGAUGAACAAGGACUAUUCAACAGUAAAUGAGUUCCUGUUUCUGCUUUCUUUCAAAAAAUCUAUAUACUGGUCUUGAAGAACCUUCAACUCCCAGGAACCUGUUGUACAGCACUCCCCUCACAAGAACAUUCAACUCCCAGGAACCUACUGUACAGGACUCCCCUUACAAGAACAUUCAGAACCUGCUGUACAGCACUCCCCUCACAAUAACAUUCAGAACCUGCUGUACAGCACUCCCCUCACAAGAACAUUCAGAACCUGCUGUACAGCACUCCCCUCACAAGAAAAUUCAGAACCUGCUGUACAGCACUCCCCUCACAAGAACAUUCAGAACCUGCUGUACAGCACUCCCCUCACAAGAACAUUCAGAACCUGCUGUACAGCACUCCCCUCACAAGAACAUUCAGAACCUGCUGUACAGCACUCCCCUCACAAGAACAUUCAGAACCUGCUGUACAGCACUCCCCUUACAAGAACAUUCAACUCCCAGGAGUUGAGGCUGUGUGGUCCAGUGGUUAAAGAAAAGGGCUUGUAACCAGAACGUCCCCGGUUCAAAUCCCGGCUCAGCCACUGACUCAUUGUGUGACCCUGAGCAAGUCACUUUACCUCCUUGUGCUCCGUCUUCCGGGUGAGACGUAAUUGUAAGUGAGUGCAGCUGAUGCAUAGUUCACACACCCGAGUCUCUGUAAGUCGCCUUGGAUAAAGGCGUCUGCUAAAUAAACAAAUAAUAAUAAUAAUAAAUUCAGAACCUGCUGUACAGCACUCCCCUCACAAGAACAUUCAGAACCUGCUGUACAGCACUCCCCUCACACGAACAUUCAGAACAUGCUGUACAGCACUCCCCUCACGAGAACAUUCAGAACCUGCUGUACAGCACUCCCCUCACACGAACAUUCAGAACCUGCUGUACAGCACUCCCCUUACAAGAACAUUCAACUCCCAGGAACCUGCUGUACAGGACUCCCCUCAAAUCCCGGGGGGGGGGGGCACCAUAAACAGCCUCCACCAAAGAUCAUACACUUUAGCUGAAUCUUAGUAGUGUUACAGAACAUAAUGGUGUCUCUUUUAAUGAUCUACACAGAGGGUUAGUCUGUAGUACUAAUACUGCGCUGAAUAUAUUUAUAAUUUAAGUUACCAGGCCCCUCUCACUGUUCAUGCAGAAAGUUGUGUUUUUUGGUUGUUAAUUGGUAGCCUAUUAGAGCUGUUCACUAUAUUUAUGCAGGGUGGUUUAUUGACAUUAUCAUCAUAUUCAAUUACAGUGAAUAUGCUAAAGAGAAGACUACACUAGACUGCAUAAAUAACAAUCAUUAAAAUAGAUAGGGAAUACAAUAUACUCGCCUUUCUUACAAAACUAUUAAUAAGCAUCUCUGAAUGUUAAUUUUAAGGGAUCACCCAAGUUGUUUGUAACUAGUUUUGUAACAUUAUUUACCUGUUUCCCAGGCUUUCAUUGGAACUAACCUAGAAUUACCUUAGCAAAGGUAACAUAAGGCAAUUGUUACUAUAAGUGUAUCUCUGUAUUCUGUUUGCAGAUUGCACUUUGAAUGAAAACUCCCAAAACAGUGCUUUUAAAGAAUUUAAACUCAUCCCCAACUAGUCAGAUUUUGUUAUUUAUCCUAAUCUUUUUCCAUAAACAUAUUUAGGUGUCCUUACUGAUUCACUGCAAGCUGUAUUUUGUUAAAGCUUUAACUUAUUUUGAUAAAGCCCAAUAUGCUCUGCUUUCCUGUUUUGUAUAUAGAUGCAUUGCCUUGUGGAAUUUGCAUAAACAAUUCAGAUUGUUUGUUUUGUUUUUGUUCACUUUUCCUUUUUUUAUUAAAUAAAAAAAACAAAAAACAACAA